Messenger RNA from Grammomys surdaster, 3183 nucleotides. It is a transcript of the gene Polh, whose product is annotated as DNA polymerase eta. Gene Ontology annotation, molecular function: DNA-directed DNA polymerase activity; damaged DNA binding. The transcript is spliced from 11 exons. The record is from RefSeq and is a predicted model, not a curated record. Lineage: Eukaryota; Metazoa; Chordata; Mammalia; Rodentia; Muridae. Gene Ontology annotation, cellular component: replication fork; nucleus; site of double-strand break. Gene Ontology annotation, biological process: error-prone translesion synthesis; response to radiation. Bases 309 to 2399 code for a protein of 696 amino acids.
GAAGUUCUGUGGUGCGCAGGCGCGUCAACCGUCUCUCUCAGCGCGCGCGGCGCUGAACUCCGAAUUUCCCUCUGGGUUUGCUGUGGGGCGCAAGCCUUCAGGCUGUGAGGGCUGUUUGCUCGCGGGAUCCUAGGGAUACCUACUCGGUUCUCCGUGAUCACGGGCAGUAAGUCUCUCUCGGAAUCCGCUGAUCUGCCCCUGGAGAGGCGACGACAUCAUCUAGACGCUUUUUCCUUCCAGCGGACUCAGCCCGGAGCCCUCAGCGUCGCUCUUGGCAGUUUUGACAGGUGUCGGUCGCCUGGAAUGAAAUGGCUCCUGGACAGGAUCGAGUGGUUGCUCUUGUGGAUAUGGAUUGUUUUUUUGUACAAGUGGAACAGCGGCAAAAUCCGCAUUUGAGGAAUAAACCGUGUGCAGUUGUACAGUACAAAUCAUGGAAAGGUGGUGGAAUUAUUGCAGUGAGCUACGAAGCUCGUGCAUUUGGUGUCACCAGAAACAUGUGGGCAGAUGAUGCAAAGAAGUUAUGUCCAGAUCUUCUCCUGGCGCAAGUUCGUGAGUCCCGUGGGAAAGCCAACCUCACCAAGUACCGGGAAGCUAGUGUUGAAGUGAUGGAGAUAAUGUCUCAUUUUGCUGUGAUUGAACGUGCCAGCAUCGAUGAGGCUUAUAUAGAUUUGACCAGUGCUGUGCAAGAAAGACUUCAAAAGUUACACGGUCAGCCUAUCUCUGCAGACUUGUUGCCAAGCACUUACAUUGAAGGGCUGCCCCGAGGCCCUACAGUAGAAGAGACUGUUCAGAAAGAGGAUCUUCGAAAACAAGGCUUACUUGAGUGGCUUGAUUCUCUUGAGAGUGAUGGCCCCCCCUCUGCAGACCUGCGGCUGACUGUGGGAGCCGUGAUUGUGGAGGAAAUGAGAGCGGCCAUAGAGAGGAAGACUGGCUUUCAGUGCUCAGCCGGGAUCUCACACAAUAAGGUCCUGGCAAAGCUUGCUUGUGGACUAAACAAGCCCAACCGCCAAACUCUGGUCUCACAUGGGUCAGUGCCACAGCUCUUCAGCCAGAUGCCCAUUCGUAAAAUCCGAAGUCUUGGAGGAAAGCUAGGGGCUUCUGUCAUUGAAGUACUUGGGGUAGAAUACAUGGGUGACCUGACCCAGUUCACUGAAUCCCAGCUCCAGAGUCAUUUUGGAGAGAAGAAUGGGUCUUGGCUGUAUGCCAUGUGCCGAGGUAUUGAACACGAUCCAGUUAAACCCAGACAGUUACCUAAAACUAUUGGCUGUAGCAAAAACUUCCCAGGGAAAACAGCUCUGGCUACUCAGGAACAGGUACAGUGGUGGCUUUUGCAGUUAGCCCUGGAACUUGAGGAGAGGCUAACCAAAGACCGAAAUGAUAAUGACAGAGUGGCCACUCAGUUGGUCGUCAGUGUUCGUGUUCAAGGGGACAAGCGUCUCAGCAGCCUGCGUCGGUGCUGUGCCCUCCCUCGCUAUGACGCUCACAAGAUGAGCCAGGACGCAUUUGCUGCCAUCAGGAACUGUAAUACGUCUGGAACCCAGACUGAGUGGUCCCCUCCUCUCACAAUGCUCUUCCUCUGUGCGACCAAGUUCUCUGCAUCUGCCCCUCCAACUUGCACAGAUAUCACUAUGUUCCUGAGUAGUGACUCAAGCUGUCAGCCAAAGGUGCCAAUUGCCUGCUCUGAGACUAGGACCCAGGCACCUGGCCCAGCUGUGCCCACCUCUAAAGAGGCAGCCACAUCAUCUGUAAAGACUUUUUUUCAAAAGGCUGCCAAAAAGCAGAGAAUGAAAGAGACUUCCUUUGCGCCUCUUAACAUGGCCACGGAGAAGUCAUCCUCCAAGCCCUCACUUGUGUUCCAAACCAGCCGACCCACAGGAACUCAGUCUUUCUUUAAGCAGAAGAGUCUGCUGCUACAGCACACACAGGUUAGUAAUUCUGCAGCUCCUUACCCUCCACAGGUCAACUCUGAAGCGCAACCAAGCUGUCUACCAACGGAGUGUGUAGACAGUGGUCCUGUUGAUGGAAGAGUGUUGAAGCCAGUAUCCUCGAAAGCAAUUUCUACAGAAAUGCAUGUGGCUGGAAACAGUCCAAACAUGCUUGAUUCUUCAGCUUACAACUCUCAGGAGGUGGCCCAGAGGGCACCUGAGGACCAAGUGCUCUGUGAGCAGUGUGACUCCCUGGUUCCAGUAUGGGACAUGCCAGAACACACGGACUACCAUUUUGCACUGGAGUUGCAGAAGUCUUUUUUGCAGCCUUGUACUUCAAAAUCCCAGGCUGUUCCUGCCAUGUCUCCUCAGGGCAAAAGAAAUCCCAAGAGUCCUUUGGCUUCCAGUAAUAAACGCUUUAGGCCCCACGGCAUGCAGACACUGGAAUCCUUUUUUAAGCCAUUGACACAUUAGUGCUGCCCUGGGGCUUGCAGAAGAGCUUUACUAUUUUAUUUCUAAGAGAUGGAAUCGUGAUUACUCAAGCGAAUUAUGAAAUUUUUAAUACAAAAUUAAUUUGUUUUUUUCUUUCUUCCAAUGGGAUUCUGAUCCUGUUGCUGAUCAAUGUUUUUAAUCUUUAGGGAGAUACAGUGUCAUAAAAGAUGUAAGGAACCUUGACAAACUCCCACAGCUUUGGGCUAGCUCACUUCCUUCCCUAUAAAAUUCACUAAAGACUAAACAUGAUAUUAGAAAUGUAACUCAAAAAAUUGAAAUUGAAAGGGGAGAAGAUGGGGCUGGAGAUACAGCCCACUUGUCUAGGACAGCAUGUGCAAGGCCCCAAGUUCACUUCCCAGUUCUGGAAGGAAAAUAAGGACUAUUGAGAUGAACAAGUGCAAACGACUGAAGUAAUGGACUUAGCAGUCUUCCUCAGCCAUACAGGCAUCAGAUUUUAUUAAAUUACAUGACUUUGAAUUACGUAUGAAACCAGGUAGAUUUAAUGGGUAGGAAAGUAGUAUGCACAUCUUUUCCCUACAUAAAUACAAAUCAACUCACUUAAAAAUUGGGUCUUUGAAAGAUUUGAAACUCACUGUUUAGCAGGAAAUUACCCUUUCCUUUGACUUUAGUGUGUAGUUCCUUCCCUGGCUAGAUUAAAGGCAAGAAUUCUUACAGUGCCUUACAUAUAAAUAUGUUCUUAAUGUUGGCUGAAUGCAUGAAGUAAAUUAUACCACACUGAGACAAUAAAAAUGUACUCUUUGGGGCC